Molecule: messenger RNA, 5110 nt
Organism: Austrofundulus limnaeus
Lineage: Eukaryota; Metazoa; Chordata; Actinopteri; Cyprinodontiformes; Rivulidae
Gene: fzd4
Product: frizzled class receptor 4
Exons: 6
Coding region: 385-2028 (547 amino acids)
Biological process (GO): non-canonical Wnt signaling pathway; retina vasculature morphogenesis in camera-type eye; canonical Wnt signaling pathway
Cellular component (GO): plasma membrane
Molecular function (GO): Wnt-protein binding; Wnt receptor activity
Source: RefSeq, a predicted model, not a curated record
CGCUGGGCGCUUCCAGGCAGGCAGUGGAGACGCACAACGGGAGCUGCUGCGAGUUUCUGCAAGCUUCGGAGCGUUUCACGGGAGGCGAGUUUAUGAAAAAAAAAUGUAGGUGAUUUAUUAAGAAAAAAAACUUGCAUCAGUGCUGAUUAUGGAAGCGGGAAACAGGCGCGAGGGUUUUUACCGCUGCGUCCUCUGGAUUGUUGAAAUUUGGUGAAUGGCACGCUGACGCACGGACUCCACGCGCUCCGCUCCUGCUGGACUUCACACAAAUCCACGUGCUUCCGUUUCCGAGACGACCUUUCGAGUGUAUAUUAUUAUUAUUAUUUUUAUUAUUAUUAUUUCGGAGGCAGUACUUGUUUCGUUUUUGUUUACACGAGUUCAGUCAUGAGGCUGAGACGCGCGUCUGGGACGAUGGUCUCUCUCCCCGCUGCAGCCUCCUCCUCCUCUCUCCUCGUCCUUCUCCUCCUCCUCCUCCCGUCGCUGCGUCCGCGCGCCGCGGUCGAAGCCUUCGGCGAGGACGACGACGAGGAGAUGACCUGCGACCCGAUCCGGAUCAGCAUGUGCCAGGGUCUGGGCUACAACGUCACCAAGAUGCCCAACCUGGUGGGCAACGUGCUGCAGUCGGACGCCGAGCUGCAGCUCACCACGUUCACGCCGCUCAUCCAGUACGGCUGCUCCAGUCAGCUCAAGUUCUUCCUCUGCUCGGUUUAUGUGCCCAUGUGCACAGACAAGGUUCCCAUCCCCAUCGGGCCAUGUGGAAGCAUGUGUCUGUCUGUGAAGAAAAAGUGCCUCCCAGUUCUCCAUGAGUUUGGCUUCAUAUGGCCUGAGGUGCUCAACUGCAGCCAUUUCCCGCCCCAAAACGACCACAACCACAUGUGUAUGGAAGGUCCGGGGGAUGAGGACCCUCCCUACCAGCCAGUCCGCCAUCCUCCCCUGCAGGAGGAGUGCCAAGCCUUGGGAUCCGCACCUGAUCAGUACACCUGGCUCAAACAGACGGAGAGCUGCACUCUUCAGUGUGGCUACGACAGUGGACUCUACCGACGGGGGGCCAAGGUCUUCACGAACGCGUGGAUGGCGGUGUGGGCCGUGCUGUGCUUCGUCUCAACCACGCUGACGGUGCUGACCUUUCUGUUGGACUCCCAACGAUUCUCCUACCCUGAGAGGCCUAUUAUCUUCCUCUCCAUGUGCUGUAAUCUGUACAGUGUUGCUUACCUGGUACGACUGACUCUUGGAAGAGAACGUGUUUCCUGUGACUUAGAAACGGCUGCGGUGCCGAUCCUGGUCCAAGAAGGGUUAAAGAACACCGGCUGUGCUAUAGUCUUCCUCCUCCUGUACUUCUUUGGCAUGGCCUCCUCUCUUUGGUGGGUGAUCCUGACCCUCACCUGGUUUCUGGCUGCUGGACUGAAGUGGGGCCAUGAGGCCAUUGAAAUGCACAGCUCCUACUUCCACAUAGCAGCCUGGGCCAUCCCGGCUGUCAAAACUAUUGUCAUCCUCAUAAUGAGACUGGUGGACGCAGAUGACCUGACGGGGCUCUGCUACGUGGGUAACCAGCAGCAGGAGGCGCUCACAGGUUUUGUGGUGGCGCCACUGGCCACAUACCUUCUUAUAGGAACCUUGUUCAUCUGCGCGGGCCUCGUGGCUCUUUUCAAGAUACGCUCCAAUCUGCAGAAAGACGGAGCCAAAACAGACAAGCUGGAGCGUUUGAUGGUCAAGAUCGGAGUAUUUUCUGUUCUUUACACAGUUCCGGCAUCCACCGUCAUCGGCUGCUACCUCUACCAGCUCUCCCAUUGGGGGGAGUUCAGGGCCAGCACGCAGGACUCGUACGUGGCGUCGGAGAUGCUCCGAAUCUUCAUGUCGCUGCUCGUGGGCAUCACGUCGGGGAUGUGGAUCUGGUCGGCAAAAACCCUCCACACCUGGCAGCGCUGCUCCGCCCGGCUGCUGAAGGACAGCCAGGCGAGUCGAGGCGGGAAGAGGGCGCCGGGCGAGGGCUGGAUCAAACCAGGAAAAGGCAAUGAGACGGUUGUGUGAGACGGAAAAGUCAGGGGAAGGGUGGACAGGAAUGAACCAAAGUCCUGCAUUCUUCUCGUACAGGGACCGGCUCUGCAAAAUGAAGGAUGAAGAGAUUCAAGAGAAAAGAGGGCGGUUAGCAAUGUGAUAGCAGGACUUUAUUGAAGAAGCCCCCUGGAUAUAAUGCCAUCACAUGAAACCCCUGACUCUGUGCCACUAACAGAAGUUAUGAAGGACAAAAUAGGAAAACUGAGUCAUGCAGUUGUAGCAACAGAAGCCUCUCUACCUCCAUUAGAUCUCAGUUGUCCAGAGAGGUGGGAAAAGAAAAAUAAGGGAGGAACGGCGUAUGGAAAAAGUUGAACAGAGUCAUCUGUAGGAUACACCAAUAAGCUGUAAAUCCACACCUCUCUGUCUCUUUCCCCAAGUCCUCAGCAGAAGAGACGGAACCUGCUGAACACAGUGAAUUUGAAUGUCGUGGUGACUUCUUUUAAAGUUUGAGAUUUUACACUGGAGCAGAGUUUAUUCAAACGUAGGCUGAAGUUUCCCCAAACGCACCCCAACAACUAUUUCUGCAGUCAAAAUUACCAUUACAAAAAAAAAUAAAAAAUAAAUAAAUAAAAUAAAACUGUGAUAAAAUAUAACAUAUCGCCUUUAAUCUCAAUUUGCUUCCAUUUAAACAAUCUACAUUUCUUUAAGUUGUACUUGAUGUUAGUACAAAAGUACAGUUGCUUUGAAUUUUGUGGAAACCAGCUCUAAGCUGUAAUGCUGCACUAUAAUUGUAUAAUAUGUGAAGUCUGAUAAAUGUGCACAGAGCUGUUAACAGGGAUGGUGAGUCAAUAAAAAUGCUGCAAAUAAAUAAAAAAGGCAAGACAAUGACAUUUUGUAUUCAAGGUAAAUAUAACUUUUUGUUGCCUCUUUUUGUUAAAAGCAUCAUCGCAUCUGGAAAUUAUCGGCCUUUGUGUUUCACUUCAAACCCAGAACUUGCAGUGAUGUAUGCAGUCUUCCUGGGAACCCGGUGCUGAAUGUGCUCUUGGGUUACCAUAAAACCCAGGAAAUUUAAUUAUUACCCCAGCCCUUUUUUUUUUUCUUUGCAAACCCUGGAUCCAAGCGCAGGUUACAGAAUGAGAAGUUAUGGGACAAUCUGUUGCCAGAAUACACAUUAUGCAACUCUGAAGGGCUGUCACAGAGUUAUAGCUUUUUAUACAUGCACAUACUGUGUUGUGCACGAGUUUAGGUCUAACUCUGUUUUGUUUUGGGGGUUUUUGUCCACUUUAUGUGCGUUCAGAGAAGCCGCUUUUGGUUUUAAAUGAGCAGCUGUGCUUCUCAAAGUGUGUUUAUGUGGUAAGAAUGUGAAGAUUUGAGCAUUUUAGCCGCAGUACCAUCUGGUGCAGGACUUGAAGGGAUAGUUUACGUCUUUUGAAGUUGGGUUUUGUGGAAAGGUUACGAAUAAUUAACCUGUUGCUUGUUGGAGAUAGCUCUUUGAAUGACCUCAGUUUGUAGAAAUAGAGUUUAGUUUUGAUAAGCUAACAAGAUGUUAGCUUAAAACUGUCUUUCAGUCCAGAAGAUUCAUAGCUGUUGAUACAGGUGCUUUUUUUUUACUUUCUAGCACUAUCUAUAUCACAGGCAGAAGUAACUUUUCUGCUGGAGGUUUUCCAGAGGGCGCAAGAACUGCUAAAGUUAGCGUCUGCUGUUAGCUCUUGCUAAUAACAGCAGGAUUGUUUGUAAAUGCCAGUGUAACACAAAACUGAUAGUCAUGUAAAAGUUAAAAAAUAGUGCUUGAAUAAGCUGCUUUGAAAAUGAUAAGGCAUAAACUUGGAUGUAAACUCUUAUUUUUUCAAAGUGAAGUACAAAAUACUAUCAACGACACAUUUAUUUGUCCAUAAUAACCUUUACACAGAACUCCACUGCCAAAGAUCUGAACUAUUCCUUUAGGUGUUGAAGUGUCUUAACACCGUUGUAAGGGCAUGUUGUAACAAAUAUAAACACAUGAAUCAAUAUAACCACCCUUGUAAUCUAUGGCUGCAUCAAUCACAGUCAGGAUUUAAUGAAAAGAGACAUUUCCUGUGAAAUUGACAUUGAUUUAUUUAUGUUACUGUAAAAGUGACAUCAUUAACUUACACAUCUGUCUGAAGCUUGUGCUUUUUUAAAACUUUUCAAAUACACCAAGACUUUUCCCCCAGACAAUUAAGACCUUCCUGGAAUACAUUUUUAUACAUUUCAUGUAUGAUAGAAACAAGAUUUGUGGUCUGUUGUUUCGUUUGACAAGCAAGCCUUUCUGAUGAUAUAGUUAUAAGCUUUAAAUCCAGUGAGUUUGUGUUCUGGACUCAUCCUCUCUGAAAGUGCUCCUAUGUAUUUGCCUGACAAUCGAUGUAACAAUGCUCUUGCAUUUUAAUGAGACUUUUGUAUGUUUAUGUGCCGGGUGUCCAUUUAAACCAACUAUUAUUUAGUAGAAUAAUCUCAUUUUGGGUAACUGAAAUCUGAUGCAGUUUGAAUAAGUUUUGGUCUUUGUCAGCAUGUGUGCUAUCUGUAACCGUAUAGUGCCUCACACAACUUGUUCGAUAUGUUUUUGGUGAAUGUUUAGAAAGGAAUUAGGGGAAAAGAAAAAUCAUUUCUGAGCUGCGUUCCUCGCCCCUUCAAGGUGCGUUCAGACAGGAAGGUCCUGGUUGAAACUGAGCUCAUGUUUCUCAGACCAGCACACUGUGGAUCACUUAUUAAAUUCCCAAAGUCAAACAAACAUUACAUUCACUUAAAGCGAAUUAAAUUAACCUCUGACCACCUCCCCUCUGAGCUAAUGUAGUUCCCGUCUUAGACUGUCCCAAUGUUUUGGCUUGGCCCUUUCUUCUGACCACACAGCUAAACGGUGACAUUUUCAAACAAUCGCAGAAAGAGCCUUGAAACGCAGCUCAGAGUGUGCAAAAAACGUAACCACUAGUCGUGCAGGUUUGUAAAUUCUUUUAGGGGCUCGGAUCAGAAUCACCACUAAGGUUUGUUGGCCCACACGGAUCGUGGCCAAGGUUUGGACUGCUCCCUCAUGUAGAGCACUCCUUUUGUGUUUUUUUUUUUUUUGUUGUUUUUUGUUUUGUUUUGUUUUUUGACAUUGUAA